Molecule: messenger RNA, 1175 nt
Organism: Cladocopium goreaui
Lineage: Eukaryota; Dinophyceae; Suessiales; Symbiodiniaceae
Source: the annotation of a GenBank genome assembly
AUGGCAUCAGGCAGCCACCUGGCCAAAUUGAAAGAUGGCAGUGAUGCAGACUCAAAGGUACCAAAACAGGUUCUGGACGGUUUGACCUCCCCAGAUGGCCUGUCUGAGCUAUUGCCUCUACAAGCCCCGCCUGUCCCGACCCACUUUGCGACAUUGGAAGGGUUGAAGGUGUCUCAACGAAACGGGCGCUUCCAAGAGGAGAUCCAAACGGCCUGGUGCUGGGAUUUGGGCGAGGGACCGAGCUCCUGGACGUCGUGCCUGGGAGGUCCAAGUGAUCUGCUGGCCGUGCAUGAGAAGUGCUGCUUCCCAACACAGGCCUUCUGCGCUCGUUGGGUGUCCAGUGGCGCUUUCUCCGACUUAGUGCGUCAAGCAGGUGAAGCGGUGCUGCAAGAGACGCGUGAAUUCCAAUUGCUGGAUUGGUGCGCGCCCAGUGAGAUGUUGAGGGAUCGACGAGCUGAGCAGAUCUGCUCGGAUCAAAGCACUGAGAAGAUGCAGCUGAUUUGCAACAUGCGCGCCGCAUCCGGCGAUUUGUUGCCUUCCAUGGCACCUCGUGGUGAAGCCAUGCAUCGCCUGUGGAAGGAUGCGCCGCGUCACCGGACCAAAGGCAGAGUUGCUUGAACUGGUCUCGAGAGUGUCAUCCAAGCAGGCAGCAGUCACUGGAUACAACCACCGUGGGCUUGCAGCACUGGGUCCGACCAUUACCAUGCCACCGUGGUCCAUCUACUACAUCUACCUGCUUCACCAAUCCUUGUGGUAUUGCAGUUUUGAGAUGCAGAUGUGGUGUACAACUUUGAGGUGAGAUGGCUACAGCAGGCCAGAUGAUUUUGACGAAGAAUCACCUCUUGUGGCUCUGGAGACUGCUUGAGUUUUGGGAGGAGGUUGCUGCGCCAACAGUAAAUUUCCAUCCAACAUCAUUGCCCUGAGCAGUGCGAGGAAAACAACACCUCAUCGCUUACAUCAAUGAUCCGUCCAGAGAUCAUGAAGAUCUAUAUAUAGGGCGGCGAACAUUUGCGAACCAUGCAGAUCGAUGUGUGCCAAGCCAAUGUACUAGACUUUGAGGGAAAAAAACUGUACAGUGGAGUGCCCUGCGAACGCAAAGGGCAACAAAAAGGCUGUUGCACUUCUGAAAGUGGAAAGCUGACAAGCAGCUAUAAGACCGCCUAUGCAUGUUAAAU